GCAGCUCGGGCUCCAGCAGCUCGCGCUCCAGGCCAGGCUCCGGCUGCAACAGCAACAGCAAGAGCAAGAGCAGCUUCCUCCGUCAGGGCGGGCAGCUUCUUUGCAGCAUCUGCAGCUGGGGCUGCGGCAGCUUCUUUCCCAGGCUCCGGCUGAGGCGGGGCAGAGGUGUGUGUAAACAGCGCCCUACAGGACAGCGGUGCAGAGCCGCGCGGCUACCAGCGCCCGCUGGCACCAUGGACACCUCCUGCCCGGCCAGCGCGCUGCUCCUGCUCUGCUUCCUCGGGCUGCCUGGGGCUAGCAGCGGGGGCUUGGCGAGCCCCGCCGGGAGGUGGCAGAGGGGGUGCCCGACCCUGUGCCAGUGUGAGCAGGACGGGAUGCUCCUCAGGGCGGACUGCUCCGACCGGGGGCUCACAGCGGUGCCCACCAACCUCAGCCUCUUCACCUCCUACCUUGAUCUCAGUAUGAACAACAUCACUAAGCUGCCCUCGAACCCCCUGCACAAUCUCCGCUUCCUGGAAGAGCUACGUCUUGCAGGAAAUGGUUUGACAUACAUUCCCAGGGGAGCAUUUGCUGGCCUUUUCAGUCUUAAAGUGCUAAUGCUGCAGAACAAUCAGUUAAAGCAGGUUCCUACAGAAGCACUCCAGAACUUGCGCAGUCUUCAGUCUCUACGUCUGGAUGCCAACCACAUCAACUACGUGCCACCCAACUGCUUCAGUGGCUUGGUCUCUCUUAGACACUUGUGGCUGGAUGACAACUCUUUGACAGAAAUUCCUGUGCAAGCUUUUAGGAGUUUAUCAGCACUUCAGGCAAUGACACUGGCGUUGAACAAAAUACAUCACAUACCAGACUAUGCUUUUGGAAACCUCUCCAGUUUGGUAGUUCUACAUCUCCAUAACAAUAGAAUCUACUCCCUGGGAAAGAAAUGCUUUGAUGGGCUCCACAACCUAGAGACUUUAGAUUUAAAUUACAACAGUCUGGAUGAAUUCCCCAUUGCUAUCAGGACACUCACAAACUUAAAAGAACUGGGAUUUCAUAGUAAUAACAUCAAAUCAAUACCUGAGCAUGCAUUUGUGGGCAAUCCAUCACUUAUAACCAUUCAUUUCUAUGACAACCCUAUCCAGCUUGUGGGACAGUCUGCUUUUCAACACUUACCAGAACUCAGAACCCUGACUUUAAAUAGUGCUUCACAAAUAACUGAGUUUCCUGAUCUGACUGGAACCACAAGUCUGGAAAGUUUAACACUUACAGGAGCUCAAGUCACCUCUCUUCCCAAAGUAGCUUGUGAUCAACUACCUAAUCUUCAAGUGCUAGAUCUGUCUUACAAUCUGCUACAAGAUUUACCCUGUUUUACUGCUUGCAAAAAACUUCAGAAAAUUGACUUACAUCAUAAUGAAAUCUAUGAAAUCAAGGCCAACACAUUUCAGCAGCUGGUUGCCCUGCGCUCUUUGGAUUUAGCUUGGAACAAAAUUGCAGUUAUUCACCCCAGCGCAUUCUCCUCUUUACCAUCCCUGAUCAAACUGGAUCUGUCAUCCAACCUUUUGUCUUCUUUUCCUGUGACUGGGCUACAUGGUUUAACUCAUUUAAAAUUAACAGGAAAUCAUGACCUACAAAGUUUGAUAUCAUCUGAAAAUUUUCCAGAACUCAAGGUCAUAGAAAUGCCUUAUGCGUACCAGUGCUGUGCAUUUGGAACUUGUGAAAGCCACUACAAGAUCUCCAGCCAGUGGAACAAAGAGGAGAAUAGCAGUGCUGAUGAUUUUCAUAAGAAAGAUUCUGGAAUGUUACACAUUCAAGAUGAACAUGACUUCGAGGAUUUUCUGCUUGACUUUGAAGAAGAUUUGAAAGCUCAUCAUUCGGUGCAAUGUACACCCUCUCCAGGCCCCUUCAAACCAUGUGACCAUCUGUUUGGUAGCUGGCUAAUCAGAAUUGGAGUGUGGACCAUAGUGGGUUUGGCAUUUAUUUGCAAUGCACUGUUAACUGCAACAGUCUUCAGAUCUCCAUUGUAUAUUUCCUCUAUAAAACUUUUAAUUGGCCUGAUAGCCAUUGUAAACAUGCUAAUGGGUCUGUCCAGUGGUGUAUUGGCCAGCAUGGAUGCAUUUACCUUUGGCAGCUUUGCUCAAUAUGGUGCUUGGUGGGAAAGCGGAGUUGGUUGCCAAGUCACUGGCCUCCUGUCCAUUUUUGCUUCAGAGACUUCCAUUUUCCUCCUUACCCUGGCAGCACUCGAACGGGGGUUCUCUGUAAAGUAUGCUACAAAGUGUAAAACAAAAUCCUCUUUUGCUAGUGUGAAAAUAGCCAUUUUCUUUUGCUUUAUGUUGGCCUUGAUCAUUGCAGUGGUACCACUUCUCAGUGAGAGCAAAUAUGGAGUAUCUCCGCUCUGUUUACCUUUGCCAUUUGGGGAACCCAGCUCUAUGGGCUUCAUGGUAGCUUUGGUCUUAUUAAACUCUCUUUGCUUUCUGGUGAUGACUGUUGCCUAUACAAAACUGUAUUGUAGUUUGGAGAAGGGCGAACUAGACAAUAUUUGGGACUGUUCCAUGAUUAAGCACAUAGCAUUGUUACUUUUUACUAAUUGCAUUCUCUAUUGCCCUGUGGCCUUCUUAUCUUUUUCCUCCUUACUAAACCUCACUUUUAUUAGCCCAGAAGUGAUUAAAUCAAUACUCCUAGUGAUUGUCCCACUGCCUGCAUGUCUAAAUCCACUUCUUUAUAUCCUCUUCAAUCCACAUUUUAAGGAAGAUCUGGGAAGUCUCAGAAAGCAAACUUUGUUAUGGAGCAGAUCAAAACAUACAAGUCUGAUCUCUGUUAAUUCAGACGAUGUAGAGAAACAGUCCUGUGACUCAACACAAGCCCUGGUAACCUUUGCAAGCACCAGCAUAUCAUAUGAUGUGCCUGCCAGCAACUCACUAAUGCCAUCAUCUUAUCAAACGACAGAAAGCUGUAAUCUUUCACCAGUAGCAUUUGUUCCAUGUCGCUAGUUUCAGGGGCAAAAACAAAUGUAUGUAUGUUUACACAUUUUUCAAGCCCAAAUGUAAGAGUGGGUGUGCGUACACAUGCUGGAGAGUGGGGUCAAAGGUGCUCUUGAUUACUGUUACACGCAUCUAAACAAACCAGCUAAUAACAAAGAAAAUAAGCAGCAGGCUGAAAUCCCAACACAUGAACCCUGUCAGCCUGUUCAGGAAAUCUCAAAACCAAUCUUGUUCGGGAUGAAGAGGAAGCCUGAAAGCUGCUAGCAUGUAUACAGUUGGUUCGGUUGUUCUCUUUAAGAGAUGCCAGUCAGAAAAGGCAUCUGACAGUCAAGAGCAAAAAUAGUAUAUUGAAGAGGUGAAUUUUCUUGGAGGCAUCGCCAUUGUUUUAAUUAAUUGAGCUUGUUGAGGUACAGAAUUUAAAAUGUUAGGAACAGGCUGCUCCCCAGAUGGGGUUGGUCAAGUUCCCUCAAAGCUUUUUUAAUGCUAUGAUUGUUUUUUAAAAGUGCCUGUCUAUGGCUUUGAUUCAGCAAGGUAUUUGAGCAUGUGCCUGACUUAAAGCGCAUGAGCAAUCCCAUUGAAGUCCAACAAAGUUUAUGGAAAAUAGAUCUUGUCAAGUCAUUUGAUACCAUUUUUGAUGCGUUUGCAAGUUUGGUUGAUAAAGACAAUAGUGUUGAUGUAAUAUACUUAUUCUUGUAAGGCAUUUGACUUAGUACUACACAACAUAUUGAUUAUGAAACUAGAACCAUAAAAAUAUCAGUGGCCAAAAGAGCUAAUGCAAUCCUUGGAUGUAUAAAUAAGGGAGGAUCAAGUAGGAGUAGAGACAUUA
Gopherus evgoodei (Goodes thornscrub tortoise) is the source of this 3783-nucleotide messenger RNA. RefSeq names its product leucine rich repeat containing G protein-coupled receptor 5 (gene LGR5). NCBI's taxonomy places the organism in Eukaryota, Metazoa, Chordata, Testudines, Testudinidae. The record is from RefSeq and is a predicted model, not a curated record. Gene Ontology annotation, molecular function: protein-hormone receptor activity; G protein-coupled receptor activity; protein binding. The transcript has 18 exons. Gene Ontology annotation, cellular component: membrane. The coding region runs from base 234 to 2966 and encodes 910 amino acids. Gene Ontology annotation, biological process: G protein-coupled receptor signaling pathway.